This is a messenger RNA of Blastomyces dermatitidis ER-3, 1557 nucleotides long. RefSeq lists its product as uncharacterized. Gene Ontology annotation, cellular component: Ragulator complex; membrane raft; late endosome membrane. Lineage: Eukaryota; Fungi; Ascomycota; Eurotiomycetes; Onygenales; Ajellomycetaceae. The record is from RefSeq and is a predicted model, not a curated record. The coding region runs from base 245 to 841 and encodes 198 amino acids. The transcript has 3 exons. Gene Ontology annotation, biological process: positive regulation of TOR signaling; cholesterol homeostasis; regulation of receptor recycling.
UUCGCAUCUUACAGUACAACCUCAUCACAACUAUCCGGGUCUUCUACUCCCGCCGCCAUAUGCAGAUGCCGCACAUUCUGACGGCUCGAUGACUUUACGUUCAGGCUUCUCGCCUGCCUAGCACCCCUAUUAUUACCAUAUAACCUACCAAUUCUCACGUCUAUCUACCCCUCGAUUGCUCGAUUGCGAGGUCGAGUAUCAAAUACACAUCCACGUUGUUGAGUCGCAAACUAGAUCGCAAUACAUGGGCAUUUGCGCGUCUUGCCUGAGUCGGGGUGGCCGGGACAGCCACGACUCUGAAUCAUCACGGUUGCUUGACGAUGACCUGUACCACUCAGGCUAUGGGUACGGCGCUGUUGGAUCUGCCCAUCGCCAGGGACCCGACCCAGAAUCCUUGAAACGCGAACGAGAAGCCCUAGAGGCAAUAUGCCAACGCACAUCGGAUUCCGUGAUUGAUAUCUGGGCCUUGCAAAGCCCCCACCCGCCCAGACCUGCGCCUUCGUCGAUACAUACGACCACCGCAUCUUCAUCGCGAGCAGCGAGCCACCAGACCGCAACAUCAUCAACAACGGAAGAGCCUCAAUCUCCAGCACAAGAGCAGAAAACUGAAAGCCAAGCAGAUAGCAUUAGACGAGCUGCGUCACCAGCUCCGGGAGAAUUUGGGAAACUGCGCUAUGCGCCACUACCACCAACAAAUGACGUCAACCUCUCAAAUGUACCGAAACAAUGGGGAGAAGUUGUUAUGACGGCGAGGAGGGGUAAAAAGACCAGGCUUGGUAUAAAUACUGAGAACGGAAAAGACGAAUCCAAGGAUAUAUUUGCGGUUUUGGUUAUCGAUUGAACAGCCAGCUGAAAGGCGAAAUCCAUGUACGGACAAACAAGGAGCUGGAUGGAGCUAACAGGCGGAUACUAUAUUCAUCGAUUGAAACAUCAUCACCCAUCAAGCAAAAGCCCGCUCAGAACCUCCCCUUACUCGGUCCAUGAAAGCGUGCUCGGACUCGAUUGCCGGAUCUCCGUCACUAACGACAGCACGCUCUGCUCGAAUAUCCUGGGAACCAAUUUUAUGUUCUUUCAAGAAGAAAAUCCCUCUAUGGUUGAUAUACAAAUGUUCCGACAUAACUCCUAACUGGACCUGAAACCGAUAUCCGCUCGAAGCUUAUUCUUGUCUUCCCCUCUAGAACGCGAGCGUCACAUUUUUUCCCCUGCCUACUACACAUUCCGUGUCCCAAAGGCUAUUUGAAUUGCACCGCAUCUUCUUGGCUGGCCAAAGCCUUCAUUUUAUCCCCAUUUCCUUUUUUAAAUUCUUUUUCCGGGUGAUAUUCCCAUUCGUUUUGUCUUAUUAAGCUGUCAACAUUUCAGUCACGCACAUAUAUCCGUUCGCAUUGUACUCCAUGUGACAACCAAAUAUCCUUAUACAACCACAUCAGCUUCCUUUCUUUGCAUCCUAUUUACACAAAAUCCACCGCUUGUGAGUGGUAGUACUUCAUUAAAAGGGAUGGGGAAGAACCCCCCCCCUCCCUUUUUUUUUUUUUUUUUUUUUUUUUUUUUUUUUUUUUU